Drosophila obscura is the source of this 2259-nucleotide messenger RNA. RefSeq names its product death-associated inhibitor of apoptosis 2 (gene Diap2). Lineage: Eukaryota; Metazoa; Arthropoda; Insecta; Diptera; Drosophilidae. The record is from RefSeq and is a predicted model, not a curated record. Bases 153 to 1637 code for a protein of 494 amino acids. The transcript is spliced from 3 exons.
UUUUGCCUUAUUUACGUUUUGGGGUGUCUGUCAAAGGAAAAAUUGAAAUCAAUUUUAAAUUCCAAUUACAUCAUUGUAAGGGGACAUACUUACACCAAAAAUAAGAAGUUAGACAAAGACAGAAGUGAAGAUUAGUUAUUUGUGCGCCAACGAUGACGGAAGCUCGACUGGAGCUGGAGAGCGUACGCACAGCCACCUUUGUGGAAUGGCCUCUAAAUGCCCCCGUCAGUGCCAAGGAAUUGGUGACGAAUGGUUUCUUUGCCACAGGGAAUUGGCUGGAGGCCGAGUGCAACUGGUGUCAUGUGCGCAUCGAUAGAUGGGAGUACGGGGAUCAAGUGGCCGAAAGACAUCGACGCUGCUCCCCCAUUUGCUCCAUGGUGCUUGCACCCAAUCACUGCGGCAAUGUGACGCUGAGUCAGGAGAACGACAGCGAAGGCAACAGCAUGGUGGAUGGCGGUAAUACCUCCCCAUGUGCCUGUCCUGAUCUGCUCGUGGAAGCGAACCGAUUGCAGACAUUCAAGGACUGGCCAAAUCCCAAUGUUACGCCUCAAGCUCUGGCCAAGGCUGGUUUCUACUAUCUGAAUCGCUUGGAUCACGUCAAGUGCGUGUGGUGCAAUGGCAUUAUAGCCAAGUGGGAGAAAAACGACAACGCUUUUGAGGAGCACCGACGCUUCUUCCCCAACUGUCCGCGUGUCCAAAUGGGACCGCUCAUCGAAUUUGCUGGAAAGAACCUGGAUGAGCUGGGGAUUCUGCCCACCCAGCCCACCACCCAGCCACAGCGCCCAAAGUACGCCUGCGUGGAUGCGCGAAUGCGCACGUUCAACGACUGGCCCAUUGGGAACAUUCAGCCCCCCGUGCCACUGGCUCAGGCAGGUCUCUUUUAUCAGAAGAUCGGGGAUCAGGUGCGUUGCUUCCACUGCAAUAUUGGGCUGCGCUCCUGGCAGAAGGAGGACGAGCCCUGGCACGAGCACGCCAAGUGGUCGCCUAAAUGUCAGUAUGUGCUGCUGGCCAAGGGACCAAGCUUUGUGCGCGAGGUGCAUGAGACUAUGGCGGCAUCGUCUGGUUCCCAGAUAGCAACGGCUCCAGCUCCCCAUCUGGAUGCCCUCAUGGACGAGGGGCCGGCCAAAGAAGCCCUCGCCCUGGGCAUAGAUGGAGGAGUGGUGAGAAACACCAUUCAACGCAAGCUUUCCAGCUCAGGCUGUGCUUUCGAAUCACUGGACGAACUGCUGCAUGCCAUUUUCGACGAGGCGGGCUGCGAAACUGGCGUCGAGGUGCGGGAGCCUACAGAGCCAACUGCACCGCCCCUUGAUUGCUGUCGAGCCACCACCAGCAAAGCGGCAGCAGCCUCCGAAGUCACCCAGAUCAAGCCAGAGCCGGAUGUCAUUUCCCAGACACACAUCUCGGAGCAGAUGCAGAGAAUGUCCCUGGCGUCGCCAAAUGGCAAUAUUUCUCUGGAGGAGGAGAACCGCCAGCUGAAGGACGCCCGUUUGUGUAAAGUGUGUUUGGACGAGGAGGUUGGGGUGGUGUUCCUGCCCUGCGGUCACUUGGCGACGUGCAAUCAGUGCGCCCCCAGCGUGGCCAACUGUCCCAUGUGCCGGGCCGACAUAAAGGGAUUUGUGCGCACAUUUCUAUCGUAGAGCAGCAGCCGCUGGCAUAUAUCAAUACACAGUACAUAUAUUAGAUAAUUACUAAGGGUAUUCCUUCCGUGUGUGUCUGGCAAGAACAGAUGCUUCGAACUUUUGUUUAUGUUCGGGUUCUGAUUACCCAACGCCAAAUUAAAUUAAUUUAAUGAAAAAAUAGUUCAAAUAAUCUGUUGGUCAGCUAAUGGAAAUGGAAUACGAAUACCUUUAACUAUAUAAUACCUACUGAGUAUAUACCUGCAAAACUGCAUCUGGUGAUGGCGAUCUAUCAUCCGUAUUGAUGUUAAAUAACUGAUAGGUUGCGGUUAAACGUUAUCUACCCUUCACAGUCUAUACAAUACACUAAGAUUAAUCUUUCUUAAGAAGAGCAACACAUCACAAAAACUUUAAGCAAUCUCCUAUCACUAGACGCCGAACACUACCAGUACUAUCUAGCUGUGAAGGGUUGUACACAAGUCGCUGCGUUUAUCACGUAUCUUUAUUUUGUUAUUGUAAUCCUAUUAACAAGUGUGUUUUUUUGUUGAUACUGUUUAUAGGCCGCUGAUAAGGUAUAGACUACACAUAAAAAUAUGAAAUCUCGAUUCGAAUACGAAAUAUAAAUAUAUAUGUAAAUGUUAAA